Messenger RNA from Numida meleagris (helmeted guineafowl), 640 nucleotides. It is a transcript of the gene MIF, whose product is annotated as macrophage migration inhibitory factor (glycosylation-inhibiting factor). The record is from RefSeq and is a predicted model, not a curated record. NCBI's taxonomy places the organism in Eukaryota, Metazoa, Chordata, Aves, Galliformes, Numididae. The transcript is spliced from 3 exons. Gene Ontology annotation, molecular function: phenylpyruvate tautomerase activity; cytokine activity. Bases 98 to 445 code for a protein of 115 amino acids.
GCCGGCGCGGCGCAGCCCCGCGCGCACUGCAAGCACCGCCACCGUCACCGCUCGCAGCGCGUCCGCUCCUCUCUGCUCGCAGCCCCACGCCGCCGCCAUGCCUAUGUUCACCAUCCACACCAACGUCUGCAAGGACGCCGUGCCCGACAGCCUGCUGGGCGAGCUCACCCAGCAGCUGGCCAAGGCCACCGGCAAGCCCGCGCAGUACAUAGCUGUGCACAUCGUACCUGAUCAGAUGAUGUCCUUCGGCGGCUCCACGGAUCCCUGCGCUCUCUGCAGCCUCUACAGCAUCGGCAAAAUCGGAGGGCAGCAGAACAAGACCUACACCAAGCUCCUGUGCGAUAUGAUCGCGAAGCACUUGCAUGUAUCUGCAGACAGGGUGUACAUCAACUACUUCGACAUAAAUGCUGCCAAUGUGGGCUGGAACGGUUCCACCUUCGCAUAGAGCUCUCUUUCCCGUGCCCAGAGGCUGCUCCCAGAUGUCCCCUCGUGCUGCUGUUAGAGACCACCGCACAGAUGGCUCUGUGCUAUGUUGUGUUCACUCACAGAUGGAUGGCUCCUUGUUAGUGUGUUUCAAUACUGCUGCUUCAACAUUCCUCUGUUUUCUCUGUGUAGAAAACAAAUAAAGAUUUAGAAAUAA